Cucumis melo (muskmelon) is the source of this 2603-nucleotide messenger RNA. Its product is annotated as probable glycosyltransferase At5g03795. The record is from RefSeq and is a predicted model, not a curated record. The transcript has 5 exons. Lineage: Eukaryota; Viridiplantae; Streptophyta; Magnoliopsida; Cucurbitales; Cucurbitaceae. Gene Ontology annotation, molecular function: glycosyltransferase activity. The coding region runs from base 351 to 2345 and encodes 664 amino acids.
CCACUUUUGCCCAUUUGCGAGAAAAGUAACUUUUGAAAUGAAAAAAGAAAUGUUCCGGUGAGAAACAUCCAACAAUCAAGUUGUCUCCAACAAACUAUCUUUUUGUUUCAAAUCGCCAUUGUCGGAGCAUAAAGGGAAAAUGUAAUGAGCAACAACAAUGGAGCUCAGCUCACUACGAGACCAUUGCAAACAUAAGCUUUCUAUUUCUUGAACCUAAAUUCAGCUUCCCACUCCACUUCCUUCCUUCGACCAAGACCAUGAGAUUUCUUAUGUUGUCAAGUGAAGUGAAGUGAAGUUCAUUAGUUAACAAAACAUCCUGAGUUUGUUUUCUCAUUGAAUUCCCUGUUAUUAUGGACUAUCUCUUACCUCUCUGCAACCUAUGUCACGUUCAAACUCGUAGAUGCUUAUUUCUGGUGGGAGUAGUGGCUUUUACUUAUCUGAUUUUUCAGUUCCUUUUACUUCCUUAUGGGGAUGCUCUUCGCUCUCUACUACCUGAGGAUGCUAUUCACAGAUAUGAUCACUAUAGCAUUCAAUUUGGGCCUACUUCACCCAAAUUAACUACGGUUCGUAACCCUCUUACGGUUCUGGAUUUGGCUAAUGUUUCAACAACUCCCAUUGGGAACAUUGAGAAAGGAUUUCAACGAGAUAAUUUGCUGAAUGCCAAAGGAAAGUAUGUAAAAGGGGAGGAAAUCCCUAGAGAGGUUGAUAUUGGUUUUGAAUCUGGAAACAAUGUUGAUGCAAAUGGUAAUUCGGAAUCAGAUGGCACUAAGAAUCGUGCAAAUGAUUCUAUUCUUCACGUGGUUGGGAAAACAAGUUUUGGGUUUCCCUUGAAGCAGCAAGUUGUGAAACCAAGUGAUACUAAUACUAUCACUUCGGAGAAUGAGUUAGAAGACUUUGGUCAAAUGGAUUUGGAUUUUGGUGAGUUGGAAGAAUUUAAAAACUCGUCAUUACAAAAGCUUGAGGAUACGGAUAUGGCUUUCAAUUCUUCAACCUUCAUGCUACAAUUUUCAACUUCUACAGUUAACACAACUCAUCCACACCACUUGACAUCGAAUUUAAGAUCAUCAGCCUCAGAAACUAAUUCUACAAGCGUAGGUAAAAGGAAGAAGAUGAAGAGUGAAUUACCACCAAAGACCGUAACUACACUAGAAGAGAUGAACCGUAUUUUAUUCCGUCACUGCAGGUCAUCACGUGCUAUGAGACCAAGGAGAUCUUCUUUACGUGAUCAGGAAAUUUUUUCGGCCAAGUCCCUGAUCAUGCAAGCUUCUGCUAUAAAUGACCCAGAACUGUAUGCUCCUUUGUUUCGUAACGUUUCCAUGUUUAAAAGGAGUUAUGAACUCAUGGAGCACACACUCAAAAUCUAUGUCUAUAGGGAUGGAAAGAAGCCCAUCUUUCAUCAACCAAUUCUAAAGGGAUUAUAUGCCUCAGAAGGAUGGUUUAUGAAACUGAUGGAGGGAAACAAGCGUUUUGUUGUAAAGGAUCCUCGAAAGGCUCACCUGUUUUAUAUGCCAUUUAGUUCUCGGAUGUUGGAGUACACACUCUACGUGCGCAAUUCUCAUAAUAGGACAAAUUUACGUCAAUUUUUGAAAGAAUACUCAGAAAAUAUUGCAGCCAAAUAUCCAUAUUGGAAUAGAACCGGUGGAGCAGACCAUUUUCUUGUUGGAUGCCAUGAUUGGGCUCCUUAUGAAACAAGGCACCACAUGGAACACUGCAUAAAAGCACUCUGCAAUGCCGAUGUAACAGUUGGCUUCAAAAUUGGGAGAGACGUGUCUCUUCCAGAAACUUACGUACGAUCCGCGAGGAAUCCUCUUAGAGAUCUUGGAGGAAAACCUGCUUCACAGAGACACAUCCUUGCCUUUUAUGCUGGAAAUAUGCACGGUUAUGUACGUCCAAUCCUACUGAAGUACUGGAAAGACAAAAACCCCGACAUGAAGAUCUUUGGUCCAAUGCCUCCGGGUGUUGCAAGCAAAAUGAAUUACAUUCAACAUAUGAAGAGCAGCAAAUACUGCAUAUGUCCAAAGGGCUAUGAGGUCAAUAGUCCCCGGGUCGUGGAAGCGAUCUUUUAUGAGUGUGUACCUGUGAUCAUAUCCGACAAUUUUGUGCCACCAUUUUUUGAGGUAUUGGAUUGGGAAGCAUUCUCAGUGAUUGUUGCAGAAAAGGACAUUCCCAACUUACAGGACAUACUGCUUUCAAUACCAAAAGACAGAUAUCUCGAAAUGCAACUCCGGGUCAGGAAAGUACAAAAGCACUUCCUCUGGCAUGCCAAGCCCUUGAAAUAUGACCUAUUCCACAUGACCCUCCAUUCGAUUUGGUAUAACAGGGUUUUCCAGAUAAAACUCAGAUAAUAAUGUUGAAUGUUCCUCAUUGAAGAUAUGGAGGAAAUCCAUGUAAGUCUUGAAUCUAACUGCACAGAACAAAAUGUUUCACCUUCUCUGCUUUCUCUUUGGAAAGGUUUUCUUCCAACUUCCUGGGCAUCGUCAUGUCAAGCACCUUGUAAAUGGAUUGCAACUGUGGUAGUUCUCUUGUAUAUACAAUCCUUAAUCCUUGUUCCACUUGUGUAGUAGACUACGAUUUUUGUCAAUAUUGCAGUAGAAACUUUGCAA